Pteronotus mesoamericanus is the source of this 4435-nucleotide messenger RNA. It is a transcript of the gene GPALPP1, whose product is annotated as GPALPP motifs containing 1. Bases 70 to 1128 code for a protein of 352 amino acids. The record is from RefSeq and is a predicted model, not a curated record. The transcript is spliced from 9 exons. NCBI's taxonomy places the organism in Eukaryota, Metazoa, Chordata, Mammalia, Chiroptera, Mormoopidae.
GAUCGCGGGCUGUUUGCGGGGUAGGUGGUGUGGAUACACUUGCAGGAGUGAUAGUACCCGCCACCGCGCAUGGCGAGGGAUCUGAUCGGGCCAGCCCUGCCGCCAGGCUUCAAGGCCCUGGGGACAUCGGAGGACGAGGAGCGGGACCCCAGCCCGGUUGCAGGACCAGCUCUACCUCCUAAUUAUAAAAGCAGUAGUUCAGAAUCAUCAGACAGCGAUGAGGACAGUAGUUCUUUGUAUGAAGAAGGAAAUCAAGAAUCUGAAGAUGAUGACACUGGUCCACCUGCAAGAAAACAGAGGAGAAAUCAAGAUGAUGAUGAUGAUGAUGAUGAUGAUGAUGAUGAUGGAUUUUUUGGACCAGCCCUUCCUCCUGGAUUUAAAAAGCAGGAUGAUUCUCCUCCGAGGCCUAUAAUAGGUCCUGCAUUACCACCUGGUUUUAUUAAAUCUACACAGAAAAGUGACAAAGGCAGAGAUGAUCCAAGACAACAAGUGUCAUCAUAUUUCAACUCUGAGGAAACAGAUAGCAGUGAAGAUGAAGACAUUGUUGGACCAAUGCCUGCAAAAGGACCAGUUAACUAUAGUGUAACAACAGAGUUUGAAAAAAGGGCCCAGAGAAUGAAAGAAAAGCUGACCAAAGGAGAUUGUGAUUCAGCUAAACCAAUUACAAGGGAAUUAUGGAUGACUGAGCUUCCUCCAGAAUUGAAAGACUUUGGUCUUGGGCCCAGAACUUUUAAGAGAAGAACCGAUGACAAAUCCGGGGAUCGAUCAGUCUGGACAGAUACUCCAGCCGACCGGAAAAGGAAAGCUAAGGAGAUGCAAGAAGGAAGGAAGUCACUCAGUAAGAAGGAUGAAGAACAUAAAUUGUCAGGAAGGGAAAAGAGAUUGGCUGAGCAGGUGUCCUCAUACAAUGAAUCAAAAAGAUCAGAAUCUCUUUUGGACAUUCAUCAAAAAAAAUUAAAGAAUAAAUCUGCUGAAGAUAAAAAUAAGCCCCAAGAAAGAAUACCAUUUGACCGUGAUAAAGAUCUCAGGGUUAAUCGGUUUGAUGAAGCUCAGAAAAAAGCCCUAAUUAAAAAAUCUAGAGAACUAAACACCAAAUUUUCACAUGGCAAAGGCAGUAUGUUUUUAUAAGGGGAUUUCCCUGUGCAAUGAAGAAAAGUUGAAGAACACUCUUAUCUGUUGGUCCACUGUUAUUCCUUUGUUUUAAGUUUCUUAAACUUAUUACAGUUAAAAGAUUAGAGAUUACUUUAGUCUUAAAAACCAUACAAACUCACCUUGUUCUGUGCAUCCUUUAAAGUCAUGCAGAAGCAUAAAAUCUGUGUUUCUUACGUAGAAUAAUAGAAUGUUAUGUGUUUGACUUCUGAGAAAGUAUGGGCUUUUCUUCAAAUAAUUAUUCUGAGGAUUCCCCCCACCGUGCCCUAAUUUUUGUGAUGUCUCCCAAGUGUUCUCUCAGACCCGGUCAGGACUGUCUGAAUCCUGGAUCUCCUCAUUGGAUAUUACUAACCUGCCCUAGAGCAAGUGUGUCCGGUACUUAGAGUAAAUCCAGGAAUUUGAAAUUGGAUAUUCCCUUUCAACUUCAGGGAGUGAAUACACACUUACAUGAAAAUAGAAUAUAUGGAGGUUUUGACUGUUUCUUUAACAGUUUGCUUAUUUGGGUACUCAGGGCUUUUUAUUUGUUGUUUGGGUUUUCUGGUUUUUAAGUCAGAAAGGAAUCUCUGUUAUCUCAUGUUCUAAGGAAAAAGUACUUGAUUUUUUUUCAACUUUAGAUGGGGGGUUGCAAUCUGAGGAACAAGGCAUGCCGUUGACCAUGAGCAUUGUGAAGUCUAAGACUCAGUUCUGUGACCUCAGCCAAAGCUAAGUCUUUAAACUCUGCUUUGAGAUGAUCUUACUUUACCCAUUUUUAUUUAACAGAUUUUAGCUAAUUUAUUGGGGACAAAUCCUUUUAUAUCUAUCAGUCAUGAAUAACCUUUUUUUAAAAAAUGAAACUCUAACCAUAACCACCCUAAUGGAGCAUUAUAAGUUUGUAAUGCUGUAAGUACAGCCUCUUUAGAUGUUAAAUACAAAAUUCUAAAUGGUUAAGGCCUAAAUUCAAAUUCUGUAAGUUAUAUUUUCUUGCAUAUUAAUCUAAACUGUUCUGCUAGUUCUGUGUUCUAGUUUUGAUAAAGCACAAGGUUUUAAUCUUUCUGAUUCUGAUUCUUAGUUCAUUUAGGCUUUAUGAAAAAUUGAGUAAACUGUUCAGAGAAUAGUAAAGAUUAUUCUUCUUUUAAUCAUAGCAAUACAGUGGUAUUUUCAAUAACAUCUAUGUAAACAGUAGCCUACUCAAGGAAUAUUGCUUUUAAAAAGAUGAAUUAUUCUCCUAAGUAAAUUCAUGAAAAGACUUCUUGUUAAACAGAGUUGAACAGAGCUACCUUUUGACUAAAGAUGUCAUUUUUAGUGGAUGGUAUUGUGUAAACACAAAAUUUUGUUGCAAGAGCAUUCAUUACUUUCAUUUAAUUUUGUUACAGUUUUUUUUUCCUCAAAGAAAGGAAAAAAUAUUUUCUAUUUCCUCAUCCUUCUAUAGAUUCCUAACAUAUAUUUUUGGGAAAUCUGGUAUUUUUAAAGUAAAAAUGUCAUCUUUGGAUACUUAUUUUCACUUUGUUUUUAUCCUAAGGGGAUAAGGAUAUUUCUAUAUUACAUACUUACUGUUUCUUCCCUCAUACAUGGAGUGUCCAUGACCUUCGCAAAAGGGGAAGAAGCCUCUUCUUUCCAUGAGCUACAACCUUCCUGCCACCUUGGAUCUAAGGUUCUUUCAUGCCACCCUGAAUCCAGUUUUAAUAAAAUGUAAGAACAGACCAGAGGUCCUUCGCCCAAUGGAGAGUCUAAACCCAGUAUAACAACAGUGACAAUAAAAGAGCAGAGUAACUGCACAGAAUGGAAGGGUAUUCAUUUCAUCUCCUCCUCUCUUCCAGGCUGCAAGAGGCCUGAUUAAAUCAAGUCUCCUAUUAAUCUGGUAGAAAAUUGAGAUUGUUGACAUUUUCUAAUAAGAAUUUUUUAAUAUCCUAUACUUCUUAGCCAAAUUUUAUAGAACUGUGACCCCUUUUGAAAUUUAAAAAAGAGAAACAUACCUGGCUGGGUGGCUCAGUUGAUUGGAGGGUCAUUGCACACCAAAAGGUUGCAGGUUUGAUCCCCUGGCUGGUGCAUACAGGAAGCAACCAACUGAUGGAUCUCUAUCUCUGCCCCCCCCUCCACACCCCCUCCUCUCUCUAAAAUCAGUAAACAUAUCCUUGGGUGAGGAUUUUUUUAAAAAAUGAAGAGAAAGCAACACUAAGUUCAAAAAGUGAAGCAGCUACUUUACAUUUUUUACUGUUAAAGAUGCCAGACAUUUAAGGUCAUUGCACCUGCUAUAAUAUGAUUUUGUUCUCUAAAUAGUCAUCUGAAAUAAAUGUAGAGGCUUCAAAUAAUAACCAUAUUACUGAUAAGUAAAUGGAGGAAUUGGUGGCUAAAUCCAUAAGACUGGUUUAUCAGUUAAACCCUUUCUAUUUUACACAAAAUGUUGUAAGCCCUACUCUCAAAACAAAAGAAAGCAUAUCUUAAUAAAUUUUUAAUCUUACUCAGUGAGAAUAUAAAAUGAUGCGCACUUUUUUAUAUUAAUUAUUUACUGCAAUGUAACAAGUUAUUACAAAAUUUAAGAGCUCAAAGCAACAAACAUCUGUCAUUUCACCGUUUAUGUGGGAUAGGGAUCCAGGAACUGCUUAGCUUGCCACUCAGGAAGGUCAGUGUGUACCUGGGAGUGGUCUUUGGAGGCUCUAGCUGGGAAGGAGAACAAACUUAAUCUUGAUUGGAUAUAGGAACCACGUGACAUUUAAUCACUUGAACAUUUAAUGGUUCUUUGAAUGAAUGGUUUGUUUUACAGGUGAAGUUGAGAUUUGCAUGGUACUGAGGCUUACAUGCUCCAGAUAAACGGUUAUUACAUAAAUUAUUUGAUCCCAAAACAUAGCACAUUUUGUUUCUUAUACAGAGUGGAUAAUGUAUUAUGACCCAGAUAUGCAUGGUCAUGGGAGAUAGUUUUUAAGACUAUUUACAAGAGCCCUUAUCACUCCUCUUUUCAGUUUUUUCAUGGUAAUGUUAGAAGGGAAAAAAUAUCUAUUGAGCUAGAUACCUAAGAGGAAGAAUUAAUAUGAAGGAAAGUGGUUAGAGAUGGUACCCAUGUAACAUCAAAACCAAGUCUUCUAUUUCAGAUAACUUAUUUUACUUUGAUUUCUGAUGCCAUCAUAUCAUUUAAGUCUGCAGUUACAAAAGGUCAUGCAUUUCCUAUUAUAGGAGAGGUAUAUAUUGUAUUUUGCAGCUGAAAAAACUGUGACUGUAGUAUGUAAAAAAUUAAACAGCUAUACACUGCCCAUUUUGAUCUUUUCAUUUUCAAUUUUACAAUUAAAAGACUGUUUUUAGAAAAGAAUAAUUC